Messenger RNA from Saccharomyces kudriavzevii IFO 1802, 1266 nucleotides. It is a transcript of the gene MAP2, whose product is annotated as methionine aminopeptidase. Bases 1 to 1266 code for a protein of 421 amino acids. NCBI's taxonomy places the organism in Eukaryota, Fungi, Ascomycota, Saccharomycetes, Saccharomycetales, Saccharomycetaceae. Gene Ontology annotation, biological process: proteolysis. The record is from RefSeq and is a predicted model, not a curated record. The transcript has a single exon. Gene Ontology annotation, molecular function: metalloaminopeptidase activity.
AUGUCGGAUGCCGAAAUAGAAAAAGCUGCUGCUUCUGAAUUGAAAGAAUUGAAUUUGGAGAAUGAAGCCGUUGAGCAGCAUGAUCAAGCUGUAGUUGGCGAAUCAAACCCAGUAGAAAAUAAAAAGAAAAAGAAUAAGAAAAAGAAGAAGAAAAAGAGCAACGUGAAGAAAAUUGAACUACUGUUUCCAGAUGGAAAGUAUCCAGAAGGCGAAUGGAUGGACUACCACCAGGAUUUCAACUUGGAAAGAACCACCGAUGAAGAAUCACGUUAUUUGAAGAGAGAUUUGGAAAGAGCUGAACAUUGGAAUGAUGUCAGGAAGGGUGCUGAGAUUCAUCGUCGCGUCAGAAGAGUCAUCAAAGAUAGGAUAAUUCCAGGAAUGAAGCUGAUGGAUAUCGCCGAUAUGAUUGAAAAUACCACCAGAAAAUAUACCGGUGCAGAAGAUUUGUUAGCAAUGGAAAACCCCAAAUCUCAAGGUAUUGGGUUCCCAACAGGUCUUUCACUGAACCAUUGUGCUGCACACUACACACCCAAUGCAGGCGACAAGACCGUCUUGAAAUAUGAAGAUGUGAUGAAGGUUGAUUAUGGUGUGCAGAUAAACGGCAACAUCAUCGAUUCUGCCUUUACCGUUUCAUUUGAUCCGCAAUAUGACAACUUGCUAGCUGCUGUCAAAGAUGCUACUUACACGGGUAUCAAAGAAGCAGGUAUUGAUGUCAGGUUAACUGAUAUCGGCGAAGCUAUCCAAGAAGUCAUGGAAUCUUAUGAAGUGGAAAUCAAUGGUCAGACGUACCAAGUGAAACCUUGCCGUAACCUCUGUGGCCACAGCAUCGGACCAUACCGUAUCCAUGGCGGUAAGUCUGUCCCUAUAGUCAAGAACGGGGACACUACGAAGAUGGAGGAGGGUGAACAUUUUGCUAUUGAGACUUUUGGUUCCACUGGCAGAGGUUAUGUUAGUGCCGGUGGAGAGGUUUCUCAUUAUGCCAGAUCUGGCGAAGACAACCAGGUAAUUCCCACAUUAGAAAGCGCCAAAAACUUGUUGAAAACGAUAGACCGUAAUUUUGGAACUUUACCAUUCUGUCGUCGAUAUCUAGACAGACUAGGCCAAGAGAAAUACUUAUUUGCGUUGAAUAACUUGGUCAGGCACGGUUUGGUGCAGGAUUAUCCUCCAUUGAACGAUAUUCCGGGCUCCUAUACCGCGCAAUUCGAACACACCAUCCUAUUACAUGCACACAAGAAGGAAGUCGUUUCUAAAGGCGAGGACUACUAA